This is a messenger RNA of Poeciliopsis prolifica (blackstripe livebearer), 8012 nucleotides long. RefSeq names its product DNA (cytosine-5-)-methyltransferase 3 beta, duplicate a (gene dnmt3ba). Bases 169 to 4548 code for a protein of 1459 amino acids. Gene Ontology annotation, biological process: negative regulation of transcription by RNA polymerase II. The record is from RefSeq and is a predicted model, not a curated record. Lineage: Eukaryota; Metazoa; Chordata; Actinopteri; Cyprinodontiformes; Poeciliidae. Gene Ontology annotation, cellular component: nucleus. Gene Ontology annotation, molecular function: DNA (cytosine-5-)-methyltransferase activity, acting on CpG substrates; protein binding; DNA binding. The transcript is spliced from 26 exons.
ACAAUCCGUUUUUGUUUCAUUUUCGUGCGGAAUAGUUUUAUCUUUUUACCCUCCAGUGAGUGCCUGUUUUUUUGUUCUGGCUUUUUGUGAACCCGGUUGUCUGUAGGCAGCACCAACAAAGACCGACCGGCGAAACCAGCAGUGAAAGCCGCGAAAGAGACGCACAACAUGGCAGCUUCUCCGGUUGUGACCCCCAUCUCCACCCGUGAUAAGUCGAGCCGUUUCUAUGUGGUGUCGUGGAUCAACAGGCUGCUCAAAACAGACUUCAAAAAUGUGCAAGAGAUGGGAACAGGUGCAUGCCAGUGUCAGAUGAUGGACUGCACUUUUCCUGGCUCCAUUGACAUGGCUAAGGUGAAGUUUGAUGCACAGACUAAAGAAGACUUUAGGCACAAUUUCAGUCUUCUUCAGGACGCCUUCAACCAGAAGGGUGUAAAAAAGGUCAUCCCAGUUGAUGGGCUCAUAGAGGGCGAUUUCAAAACCUGCUAUGAGUUCAUGAAGUGGUUAAAACUUUUUUACACGGAAAAUACAAAAAAUAAAGAAUCUACUCCUGUGAAAGCAACGAUUUGUAACAGCGAGGAGAUAACUCCAGUUUCACCAUCUUCCGGGAACUCAGACAUUGAAACAAACGGCACUGCAAGGACAAUGAAAGUUUUUCCGUACUCUGAAAAGUGGAAGGAGGAAUACGUUUGGGCCGAAGCCAGCUCCCUGGGAGAGCAGCACACCUACUGCUCCAUCUGCCACACCAACCUGGCUUCGUACAGGAGGGGCGCUGUGGAGCUGCAGCGCCACAUGGAAACAAAUAAACACCAAAAAAAGGCGGAGGAUUUACAAAUCUGUGAAGAUAACACCGAGGUUGCGGAGCGAUUCCCCUGCAGCGACGCGGCUGUCCGCUUCCUUUUCAACCGCUGCUACACCGGAUCUGCUAAAGGCGAGCAGGUCUCCAGACAUUUUGCACGCUGCAAACUGGGGCUGAAGUACCCCAAAGACCUCGUUGCUGUUAGCAGCCACACUCCUUACUGUGUUUAUGUUUACGAAGCCCUGGCAGCUGGAAACGACGACACUGUCACCGUCGUUUUGGUGGGCUUUUUCGACGCUGAGUCCUCUGGUCACUGCAUCCGACUUCUGGACGCCAUUGAGUCGGCGGACGGAGCCGGAGACCAAAGAGCAGCGGCGGUGGUGCAGGCCUUGAAAAGACUCGAGCUUUCCACCGAUAACCUCGCUGUUUGUUAUCCCGGUGACGGCGAAGCUUCAGAGCAAAUCUGCUCACAUCUCAGGGAGCUGAACCCGAACAUAAUAGUCUUAGGAGGCCUGUAUGCUAUUGCUGAUGCUGCGUAUCAUGCUGGGGUUCAGGAGCUCCCCAGUCAAAUCCAGGAACUGCUGGUUGACUUAUAUGCACACUACUCCUCUUGCUCUACGAAGAACGUCAAGCUCAAGGCUCUCUUUGGCUCAGAUAUUACUAAAAACAGCAAGCCAUUUUACCUCAGCGUCAGUUGCCUUAGAUUCCACCAGCUGGUCACCAAAUUGACAGAAAUAUGGAGCGAUUUGAUUCUUUACUUCAGUUCCUGCCCUGAGGAUGAUGAAAAAGCCAAGUCAUUGUGUUCCCAGCUCAAGGAUCCCAAAGUCAAGGCAAUGCUUAUGUCACUGGACCACGCAUUAAAACCACUGGAAAAAUUUCAAAAGCAAAUUCAGGAGUCAUCCUGGGCUAAGAUGCCACUCAUCCUGGAAGAAGCCAGCAUGUUGCUUAGCACGUACACGUCUUGCUUUCUUCAGCCCAACGCCGCCGCUCGCUACCUCAAUGAACAUGAUGCUCAAAUCCUGAAAAACAAAAAGCACCACCUCUCAGGAUCGGCCCUCAAACUGGGUGGGAAAGACAUGGAAGAUUUCCUAAAAACAGAGGAGGCUGCAGAGGUUUUGCCACAGUUACAAGAAGAGCUGCUGCUGUUUUAUGUUGCAGCAACAUGUUGCAUCGCAGAGAAGUUGCCUUUAAGCGAUGCGGUGCUCAGAAACAUUGCUCAGCUGCUAAACCCGGAGAGCAGCCUUAAGGCUACCGAUGCAGCUGUGGAAGAGCUGGGGAGGAAGCUGGGAGUCUGCAGCUCCCCUGAGGAGGUCAGGCAGCUCAAACAGGAGUUUAGUGAGUAUCAGCAGACAGAGGAGGAGAGGAGUAACCAGGGAGUGAAUGGAGACACACUGGAGAAUCACUGGGCGAGGGUACUUGAAGGCACAGAGCCCACCUCACUGUUCAGGAAGCUGGUUCUGACCCUGCUGUCAUUCCCAUGUCCUCCACUGGAUGCUCAACAUGUUUUAUCCCAGGCUUUAGACAUCAAAGAUGUUGCACCGUUUUCUGAGAGUGAUGCCGUCACAGAAAGCGAGUCUGAGGUCAGACCUGACCGUGUUCUCACUAACGGCAGCAAAAAAGACCUCCAGCUUUACUCCGCCGCUUUGAAUGGCUUCAAUUUGAAGCCUUGUGAAGUCCGCCUUAUCAAAAUAAACGAUUGUGAUGGUUUUAUCAACGGCUCUCUGUCACAUGAGGGAGUUUGGAGGGGAGGUCAUGGCUGGGAGAGCAGCUUACGCCAGAAACCACAGGCCCGAAAAGUCUUUCAGGCUGGUGUUGGUACCUGGUCCAAACCCAUUGGCCUAAUUAAAGGUCGCAAAAGUGGUGCGGACUCCAUAGAUGAAGAUCUUGAAGGAAUCUCACCGACCAGUAAAAACACUCCAUGCAAAGGUCAAUACCAGGAUGGGAAAGGAUUCUCUGUUGGGGAGCUGGUGUGGGGUAAACUAACUGGGAUGUCCAUGUGGCCUGGACUGGUGAUGUCGUGGAAAUCCAAGCACGUUCCUCCAGGCAUGCGAAGGGUGGAGUGGUUUGGCGAUGGGAUGUUUUCAGAGGUCAGCACAGAAAGGCUGAAGCCAUUUAGUUCCUUCACUUUGUGCUUCUGCAAAAACUCCUUCGCCAGUCUGCCGGUCUAUAAGGACGCCAUCUACCAAAUCUGUGAGUUGGCAGCUGAACGAUGUGGGAAGUCUUUUUCUAAGGCAGAAGGUGAUAAAGAGCGAGAGCUGAAGAUGAUGGUGGAUUGGGCUUCUGAAGGAUUUCUGCCUACAGGACCCAGGGGAUUUGCACCUCCUGAAUCCUCUCCAAAUCGAGAUCCUAGCGACUCUCCUUCCUCUGACUAUCAACCUCCACCAAAACGAAAAUAUGUCUAUAAAAACAGGGCAGCAGCUCCCAAUGCCCCCUACAAUAGAGAAUCACUGAAAGAAAAAGUAAAAGAAAAAGGCAAAUCAAUUGAAGAUUUCUGCUUGUCUUGUGCAUCAUCUGAAAUCGAUGUCCAGCAUCCCCUGUUUGAAGGUGGUCUUUGUCUAAGAUGCAAGGAGAACUUCACAGAGACGCUGUAUCGUUACGAUGAAGAUGGCUACCAGUCGUAUUGCACGGUUUGCUGCGCGGGCUUAGAGGUCAUUUUGUGUGGGAACGCCAGCUGCUGCAGAUGUUUCUGCAAGGACUGCCUGGACAUCCUGGUAGCCGAAGGAACCUUCGACAAACUGAAAGACAUCGACCCCUGGAGCUGCUUCAUGUGCGAACCAUCACAGUGCGACGGAAACCUCAAACUGAGACCAGACUGGAGCGUCAAAGUUCAGGAUUUAUUCACUAAUAACAGCGCCAUGGAGUUUGAGCCUCACAGGAUUUAUCCAUCUAUCCCUGCUGAUCAACGAAAGCCACUCAAAGUGCUUUCGCUUUUUGAUGGGAUUGCAACAGGAUAUCUGGUGCUCAAAGACUUGGGCUUCAAGAUUGAAAGAUACAUCGCUUCUGAGAUCUGUGAUGACUCGAUUGUUGUGGGAAUGAUUAAGCACGAGGGGAAGAUUGAAUAUGUUAACGACGUCCGCACCAUUACAAGAAAACAUCUGGCUGAAUGGGGACCUUUUGACCUCCUGAUCGGAGGGAGUCCAUGCAACGACCUGUCCAUGGUCAACCCACUGAGAAAAGGACUCUUUGAGGGCACCGGGAGACUCUUUUUCGAGUUCUACCGCAUUCUGACCCUGUUGAAGCCAAAGGAGGAAGACAGCCGUCCAUUCUUCUGGCUCUUUGAGAACGUGGUUUUGAUGAGCGCUCACGACAAAACUGACAUCUGCAGGUUCCUGGAGUGCAACCCAGUGCUUGUUGAUGCAGUGAAAGUCAGCCCAGCUCACAGAGCGCGAUACUUCUGGGGAAACAUACCUGGAAUGAGCAGACCUAUGGCUACCUCUCUUGACGAUAAAGUCACUCUGCAGGAUUGUUUGGAAGUUGGUCGGACGGCAAAGUUUGAUAAAGUUCGCACAAUCACGACAAAGUCUAACUCCAUAAGGCAAGGGAAGAUGGGCCCACUUCCUGUCUCCAUGAACGGAAAGGAGGACUACUUGUGGUGCACUGAAAUGGAACAGAUCUUUGGCUUCCCCAAACACUACACUGAUGUGAACAACAUGAGCCGGAUGCAAAGACAGAAGGUUCUGGGUCGCUCCUGGAGCGUUCCUGUGAUUCGCCACUUAUUCGCGCCGCUGAAGGAUUAUUUUGAAUGUGAAUAGGAGCAGUGAUGCGAUCCUGAGGCGGAGCAGCAGCGGUAAACCCAACGCCUUAUCUUGGUGCUUUAAUAGUUUAGAUUGUGUGGGCUUCUUUCUCCUUUAGAUCCAGUUUGGCGUUUUGUCUCUUAACUUUCUCUAACUCUUUAACUGCCAGUAGCUGGGGCCGUCUUUCUACAUAUUUUAUUUUUCUACUUAUUUGUGUUUUUGUUUUUUUAUGCUGUGAUCCGAUGAUGUUACUCAGAACACAGGCCUGUGUCACAAAGUGAGAUGAGACAAUUAGCUCCACAUCUUCAGGUUUAACUCAGGUUUUUUAUCACUACUGACAUGUUUACUGUUUUGCAUCGCCAUGAGAACAGCACAGACUAACUAGAAAACCAGCAAUCUGCUCCAUCAUUGAUUUAGAAGCAAAAGAAGUUUAUUUAGAAACGCUAUUAACUGGACACUGUUUUUAACUUUUUAUAAACACAACAGAAUACAAAUCAGCAACAUAAAGUAUUUUUUAAUCUGCAGUUAUGUUAAAGAAAUUGCUGAGCUUAGAUUAAUUAUGUGACCAAAAAGCUCAUUUUUAACUCCUGCUUGAUGUUUUAUCCAUUUUGAUCUGGAAUCAGACAUUUCAUCCUUAUUAGCUUUUCUUUUUUAUAUCCAGGUGUUUAAAAAUAUGAUUUUUCCAGGUCUUAUCUAUGACUUUUGAAUUUUAAGUUUAGCUCACUUCUGUGAUUAGUUAUCACAUAUAUUUUUACCCCAGAGUCUGAAACCCCUCUGAGGUCCAGAUGACCUACAUUUGCUACUGUAACAAGGCAAAAACACAACAAAUUUGGAAAAUUAUCACCUGGUUUUCUGGUUUGGUUUUAAUCCGGUGUGAAGGACGACUUAAAGAACUGCUGAACUCACUUUGUGGCGCAGGCCUUGCUCUCUACCUCAAGCCUGAGUUUAAAUCAGCGGUUUCAGUUUGUUUAGUUUUUAUAUAUAAAUAUAUAUGUAAUGAAAAUGAAAUUUGUUGACUUUCUGGCUUUUCUGUGUAACGCAUUUUGCUAAUCCCAACGUGGAGCCACAUUUUCUCUUAAAACAAUCUCAUAUUUGUUGCCUUUUUACUCAUAUUUUUGUGUUUUUCAAGGACUUUUUGUUGUGUAUGCAAAAAUGAACUGUGACUGUUAACAAUAUCUUAGGUAUAGAGUUUUGCUGCAGUAAAUAUCUACAGUAGGAACUGAGCUUAAAGUACUGUAUCAACGGUUUUCUCACCUAACCAGUUGAGCAACAUAAUUGUGUUGAAAUAAAUACAAAAUGCAGAAUAAAAGCUAAAUAUGAGCAUAGUUUUGAAAUAAAACACAUAGCUUUGAGGUAUAAUAUGUAGCUUAUUCAAUAAAAAGCAGAAAUUAGAUUGUAAAGGGUCAAAAUUCCAGUUAACUGAUGGAAAAAAGCAAAAAAGGACACAAUUUUAUCUAAUUCUUUAAAGAUUAAUCAACAGAAAUGUGGAAAAUUAUUGAGCUUUCAGCACUCCCCAGCGCUACAUGUUACAAUUUAAAUAUAUCUCAAUUAAUUUUCAGCCUGGUUAAUUUUUAUAUCAUGUAAAUUCUGUAAGAUUUAGUUCAAUAAAAAACAUGUUAUCACUUUUACUCUAUUAAUAUUCUUUAAAGUUAACUAAUAAAAAACAGUUUCUCUUCUGAUUGAUAAAAAGAGACAGAAAAUAAUAACAUAAAAUAUGCAGUGAAAAUAAUAAAAGCCUUAAAUUUGAUACUUGAAAUGCUUGAUUGGUGUGUUUUGGAAAGAAAUCUGCUAAAAAUCGAUCCUUGAUUUAAAACUUGAAUUUUUUCAGCAGUUAAUGACAAUGACACAUUUUAAGAUUUUACGGUAAUUGUUUCAAUUUCUGAAUAUGACGCGAUUCUACACUCGAGUUAUCUAGAUUUUUAAAAAGUUUUUAAAAGAUUUUGGAUAUUUUAGUGGAAAACUGUAUGUUUCAUAAGCAAUGAAGGAAUAAAAUUUUCUGUUUUGUCAGUUUGCUAAAAGCUUUUUUAGCAUCUCGACAAUCUGCAAAAUCUCGACAUGUCAAAAAACAUUUCAAAUAUGAUAAAAUACAUACAGAUUGAUGUUUUUGUUUUCUGAAACUCAAAAUAAAACCAGGACUAUCAAUAGUAAGUGUUAAGUUCCAACCAGAUCCAGUUGAAGAAUUAUAUGUAAACUUUGGCAGUUUUUUAAUCUUCAUAUUUGGUCUGCGGCGAUUCGAAAAUUUGAACUGAUAUCAAUAUUCAUCCAACACACAAAAACACCAAUAAGAUGGAAAUUAAUAUUGGUUAUUAAUAGUAGCGCAUUUUUAGUUAUCAGACCAAUACCAUUGCGCUGAUAUAUUUUGCAACUCUACUUUAAUUAAAUGAACUUUUACCCAUUAUUACCUAAAAGCAAAUUUAUUUUUGUUAAACUAUUUUUAUAGGAACAUUUUUAUUUGUAGAAUAUAUCAGCACCAGCAGAUGUUAGUAUUUUGUCAAAAUAUAUGUAAAGUAAAACUGGGCUGAUGGUAACGACCGAUGUUUAUUUACAUCUUGCUGCUUUCCAUCCAUGUUUUUGUUUGGUCAUAUUACAAUGAUAGUGAUGCAGCAAAGCAUUAUGGGAUGAUACACUGCAAAAACACAAAAUCCUACCUAGUAUUUUUCUCCUACACCUUACUAAAAAGUUACCUCUAAGUUAGUUUUCUUUUAUUUGAAGUAUAGUACGAUAUUAGAACUAGAAACUAGACCAAAAUCACUCUGUAAGAUUUUGUGUUUUUGCUUUGUGGUUUUUGUGGUUACUUUUACCCGGUAACCACAAAAACCAAAAGUGUAGGGAAACAUAAUUCGUAAUAUCUGAAAAAAGAGCAGAUUUAAACUCUGAUUUUCAUAUUGAUUAUCCUAGAUGACAGAAAAAGGAAUAAAGUCUCAAAUUUCAAACAUUUUUCAUAUCCAGAUCUCAAAAAUAAUCAAAUUAUCAUCAAUACUUUUUUGUUGGUUAGCUAAAUGAUGUUGCGGCCAAAAACCUGACAUGUAAAGCUUCAUUUUAUGCUCCAGGAAAAUCAUGUAAGUCAUUCAUUGUCAUCAGGAUUUAUAUUGAGUUUAAACAUAAGUUCAGAGUUUAAGAUAAACUCUGGACUCCUAAACUUAGAAAAAAAAACUUGUGGGCUUACAUCUGAUUUUUUUGUUGUUGGUUUUGGUCACACUACAUGUUACAUGUUAUCUGUAAUGGUGAAUAACCAGGUGCAUGAGAGGAUGCACUGAAAUGACUUGCUUACCUCGCUCUUCAUAUGAUGGUGCUGCACUCAUGGUGCUGAUGUUUGUGUAUUUUUAUUUUUGUCCAUUAGGAGACUCAGUUUUAACAUCACCUCAAUCAAACUGGGUUUCUCAGUAGCAUGUCGACUGUUUAGUUGUUUGUGUUAAAGUAACAUAGGAAAAAAAAAACGCCAGUUGAUUCUCAUGUGAAACAAUAAAUAAAUCUGUGGGAUA